Seminavis robusta is the source of this 948-nucleotide messenger RNA. NCBI's taxonomy places the organism in Eukaryota, Bacillariophyta, Bacillariophyceae, Naviculales, Naviculaceae. The record is from the annotation of a GenBank genome assembly.
AUGGACGGAAUGAUCGAAAAAGCCGAUCGUGUCCUAGAUCACAUGGCCAGGACGGACACAGACGGCGCCUUGACACAACUCUUUCAGAAAGCAAAGGGUAUCAUCAUGAUCUCAGUUGUCGAGGGAGCACUCGUUGUGUCUGGAUCUGCAGGGGUUGGCAUCAUGAUGACCAAGGAGGAAAAGACAGACACAUGGAGCCCUCCAUGUGCCUGCGGAAUGGCGAGCACGAGUUGGGGAUUUUCAUUGGGAGCUGUCAUUAAAGACGUCGUCAUCUUUGCUCUAGACGAACGAAGCGUUCAAGCCUUUACUAGCAAAGUAGGUCUCAAACUUGGUGUUGGUACAAGUGUCACACUGGGCACCAUGGGCACAAACGCGGGUGCGAACGUCAAUUUAUCCGAAAGCGGAACCAGUGCUAACAUGAGUGGAUCAAUGCACGUUCAUCAUGUGGGUGUCGGCGGCACUGUCUCGAUAGCCUUUUGUCAAGGCGCCUACGUGUCUGCUUCUAUAUCAGGCGCCGUGGUAGGACCAAGAGAUAUGGAAAACUGCUCAUUCUACGACGACAGCACAAUAACCGCCAAAGACAUACUGUUUGGAGACGUCGAAAUCCCAACCGAGAAGUUCACAACGACCUUGGGUGAUGUCUACGACAAGCUGGACAUGAUAACAGAUGGGGAACACCUGAGAAACAAAUUGCCUCUUGAAGUGCUUCCAACAUCUUUUCUGUCGGCUGUCUCAAUAAUACUUAAGAGUGUCAUAGACGAGGUACUGAAGACGGUGGACAGUGAAGAAGCCAAGACGAGUGCUAUAGAGGAGUUUAUGAAACAGAUUGAAGAGCAGGAACACGCCACCGAAAGCCAACUCAUCACAAACAAAAGCUGCCGAAGAGAAACGAGAAGCCUGAGUCCUAGCAGACGAAAAUCGUUCCACCAGAUGUUGACUUUUUCUUGA